CAGCCGCAGCGGAACAUCCAGAGGACCUUCCCCUCCGUCCGCACGCCGGCCUUCCCCGCCCCGCCGCCGGCGAUCGUGUCCCCGACCCCGUCGCCCGCCACCGCCCCGGAGUCGUCUUCGCCACCGCGGCCGUCGUCGUCCGUGAAGCGCAGCGACAUCGCGGUGGCGGUGGUGAGCACGGCGCUGAGCAGCUUCGCGGUCUCGGGGGUCGCCUUCUUCCUCUUCCUCCGCCACGGGAAGAAGAAGGAGCUGACGGCCGGGGACGGGAAUGGGUACUCCGACGGGCGGCAGGAGGGCGCCUUCGCGGGGAAGCGGCCGGAGAGGGAGCCGAGGCGGCCGCCGCGGGGCGGGGUAGGGGGAGGCGGCGGCGGCUUCGGAAUGGUGGACGAGAACGGGCUCGACGCGAUAUACUGGAGGGAGUUCGAGAAGGACGGCGAUGGCAGGGGUAGGAAGAGCUGGCGCCCGCCGCAGCCGCCGCCUCCCCGGCAGCAGCAGCAGCAGCGGGUGGAGAUGUGGCCGGAGCCCCAGCAGACGUCGUCGCCGCCGUCCCCGCCGCGGCGGUCGAGGAGGAACAAGAUAGAUCAGGAGCCGCUCAUCCCGGUGGGCUCCCUGGACUCCGCGUCUGACGUGUUCAACGAGUCGCUGCGCCCGCCCAGCGCUGGCUCCAGCUCGUCGUCCUUCUCCGUGGACGCCACCAGGCCGUACGCGCGUCCGCCGGCCCCGGCGGUCGCCAUGAACUCCGUGCCCCGCCCGUCUCCGCCGCCAGCCCCCGCCGCCCCACCAAGCGCAUCGCCGGGGCUGCCACCGCCGCCUGGAAGAGCAAGCCCGCCACCUGCUCCAUCCAACGCUGCUGCCUCAGCUGCGCCGCCUCCACCGCCACCGCCAAAACCAGCUGCGUCGCCACCCCCGCCUCCACCGCCCAGGGGUCCAUCUCCACCUCCACCCCCACCGCCCAAGGGUGGCCCGCCGCCGCCACCUCCGAAGGGCGGACCGCCUCCACCACCGCCGCCCAAAGGCCCAUCCCCGCCACCACCGCCGCCGCCCGGAGGAAAGAAAGGAGGACCGCCUCCGCCACCUCCGAAGGGAGGCGCAUCGGCGUCCUCCUCGAGGCCGCCGACAGCGCCGGGCAUGCCCUCUGGGGCCGGGGAGCAGCAGGCGAAGCUGAAGCCGCUGCAUUGGGACAAGGUCAAUGUGCAGGCCACCGACCACUCCAUGGUGUGGGACAAGAUCACCGGCGGCUCAUUCAACUUGGAUGAAGGCAUCAUCGAGGCCCUGUUCGGCACUGCGGCUGCAAACCGCAAGCCGAAAUCUGCAGACUCCAAGGACUCCGCUGAAGCCUCGGCAGGUCUUGGGCGCUCAAACACGCCAGAACAAAUAUUCUUGCUUGAGCCGCGCAAAUCGCACAACAUUUCCAUCAUUCUGAAGUCCCUCACCGUUGGGCGGGACGAAAUCAUCGACGCCCUCCGUGAUGGGCAUACAGAACUCAGCACCGAGGUCCUGGAGAAGCUUUCACGGCUCAACAUCUCCAAGGAAGAAGAAUCCACCAUUCUGAAGUUCUCUGGGAAUCCUGACAGGCUUGCCCCAGCUGAGGCCUUCCUCCUCCGUCUCCUCCUUGAUGUGCCCAAUCCAUUUGCGCGUGUCAAUGCACUGCUUUUCAAGGUGAACUAUGGCGCCGAGGUUGCACAGCUCAAGCACUCGCUCCGGACCUUGGAAUUGGCAAGCCAGGAGCUGAGGACGAAGGGUCUGUUCUUUAAGCUGCUCGAGGCCGUUCUCAAGGCAGGAAACAGGAUGAAUGCUGGAACAGCACGGGGCAACGCACAGGCCUUCAACCUCACGGCGCUCCGCAAGCUCUCCGACGUAAAGAGCACUGAUGGGAGCACCUCGUUACUGCACUUUGUCGUUGAAGAGGUUGUUCGCUCUGAGGGAAAGCGGCUUGCCAUCAAUCGCAACUACAGUAUCCGGCGUUCUGGCAGUCUCGCCAGGUCUGGCCACGAGGGCAGCAGUUCAGCAGCAGGCCAGGGGCCAUCACGUGAGGAGAGGCAAAAUGAAUACAUGAACCUCGGGCUGCCAAUUGUUGGAGGUCUCAGCACAGAGUUUGCCAACGUGAAGAGGGCAGCCAUGGUGGACUACGAUGCGGUUGUCAGCGAGUGUUCAAUUCUAGGCAGCCGACUCACAGACAUCAAGAGGCUUCUGGAGACCUGCAGCGAUGAUGGAUUAGCAAGAGGGUUGCGAGGAUUUGUGAAGGCUGCAGAACAGGAGCUAAAGUCACUAAGAGGAGAGCAGGAGAGAGUACUUGAGCUGGUCCAGAAGACAACAGAGUACUACCAUGCGGGUGCCACCAAGGACAGGAAUGCGCAUCCCCUUCAGCUGUUCAUCGUGGUGAGGGACUUCUUGGGUAUGGUUGAUCAGGCAUGUGUGGACAUCAAGAGGAAAUUGCAGCAGCAGAAGAAACCAUCACCACCAGCAUCACAGCCAACUACAGCUGCUGCGCCUGCCGCGGCAUCAUCUACGGCAGCAGCGGUGACGAAGGAAGCAACCGAUGGUCAACCAGCAACGGCUCAGAAGCCACCGGAAGAGGCAGACAGCAAAAGGAAGAGGGUCAUGCCAAGAUUUCCAAACCUGCCAGCGCACUUCAUGAAGGAUAGUGCAGAUUCUGAUUCAAGUAGUGACGAGGAAUAGAAUGGAUGGGAAGGUGUAAAUGAUGAUUGUUUGCAAUGUUUUGAAUUGGUUGUUGUGGAGGUAUAGGUUAGCUGCAGACUGUACAUAAAGCAAUGUUUUCAUUGGUUCUUUUGCCCAUUUCUUUAUACAAGAUCCAUAUCGAGAGGAGCAAAAAGAAUUCUACUUAAAA
Setaria italica (foxtail millet) is the source of this 2848-nucleotide messenger RNA. Its product is annotated as formin-like protein 16. Gene Ontology annotation, molecular function: actin filament binding. The transcript is spliced from 2 exons. The record is from RefSeq and is a predicted model, not a curated record. Lineage: Eukaryota; Viridiplantae; Streptophyta; Magnoliopsida; Poales; Poaceae. Gene Ontology annotation, biological process: actin nucleation; actin cytoskeleton organization. The coding region runs from base 379 to 2679 and encodes 766 amino acids.